This is a messenger RNA of Canariomyces notabilis, 891 nucleotides long. RefSeq lists its product as uncharacterized. NCBI's taxonomy places the organism in Eukaryota, Fungi, Ascomycota, Sordariomycetes, Sordariales, Chaetomiaceae. The coding region runs from base 1 to 891 and encodes 296 amino acids. The record is from RefSeq and is a predicted model, not a curated record. The transcript has 6 exons.
AUGGACCUGCUACAUCUCUCUUCCAUCGGCUACUCGGUCUGCCUUAUUACGCUCACGCAGUAUGGAUUGGGCUACCAUAUUUCAUACCUCAGAAAUUCCGGAUAUGACCUUCUGCCCUUUUUGCAGAUCCUCGUUUUCCCGUUGCCCUUCACCCACUAUCUAGCUGUCUGCUGCACGAAAUCGUCAAUUUUGUUAUUUUACCUCCGCUUCUCGAUCAGCCGCCGCUUCAACUAUUGUGUGUAUUUUGUCUUGUUCACCGUCGUGGGGGCCAACUUCUUCGCGGCCUGCGGCAUCCUGUUUUUCUGCCGGCCCAUCUCGUAUUUCUUCGACCAGACAUCCCAAACGGGAACCUGCAUAUCAGGCCAUGUAUGGUUUGCCUGGAUCAUCAUACUCAACUGCAUUACCGACGCCGUUCUGCUCGUGCUUCCAGUCUGGAUUAUCCGUCCUCUGCGAGUGGGCUUCGCUCAGAAAGCCGCCCUGACCGCAAUUCUCGGCACCGGUGGCCUCGUCGUCGCCAUCAGCAUCCUUCGCGUCAUUAUUGUCGCCAGGGGCUGGGGCAACAAGGAUUUUACCUACCGGUUUGCUAUCAACUACACGUGGAGCAUCAUUGAGGUCAACAUGGCUAUCGUCUGCGCUUGUGCACCCUGCCUGCGGGGGCUGGUUGGCCGUUAUGUCCCUUCUCUGACGCACCUGGUCGUGAGGCGCGAUCCUACAGACAUUUAUGCAAUACCGAUUUCACAGGUCGCCAAUCGGCUUCAGCAACAGCCCGCUGCACAACCUGAAUGCUCCGGGAGCAAUACUAGCACAACAACAUGUGUCGGCUCGAGCACGAGUGGUGGGCCCUGCGGCUCCAAGACGUCGGUAAAGCAUCGUGAGGAUCGCACAGCAUAA